CACUCAGGCUCUUCCUUGUCUCUAACAUGGCGGCGCCCAGGGACUUAAGCUGCACGUGAGAAAGUCUGGGCAUCUGGGAAUCGAAGAGUACCUCUUGUUAGCCACUUUCCCCUCCUUACUGUCGGUUACAUUUCUUAGACCCUCCCGAGGGCGUCGCGGGCCGCUGCUCCUCUGCAGCCAUGAAGACAAAGCCGGUUUCCCACAAGACCGAGAACACCUACCGGUUUCUUACAUUUGCUGAACGACUGGGGAAUGUGAAUAUUGAUAUUAUUCAUCGGAUUGAUAGAAUUGCAAGCUAUGAGGAGGAGGUUGAAACCUACUUUUUUGAGGGUCUGCUGAAAUGGAGAGAAUUAAACCUCACGGAACACUUUGGGAAAUUUUACAAAGAAGUUAUUGACAAAUGCCAAUCAUUCAAUCAGUUGGUCUAUCAUCAAAAUGAGAUAGUUCAGAGUUUGAAGACUCACCUGCAAGUUAAGAACAGUUUUGCCUAUCAACCUCUUUUGGAUUUGGUUGUACAGUUGGCACGAGAUCUGCAGACGGACUUCUACCCACACUUCCCAGAGUUUUUUUUGACUAUCACCUCAAUCCUGGAGACUCAGGACACAGAGUUGUUAGAAUGGGCUUUCACCUCAUUGUCAUAUCUUUACAAGUACCUGUGGAGACUGAUGGUGAAGGACAUGUCCAGUAUAUACAGCAUGUACAGCACACUCCUGGCUCAUAAAAAACUACAUAUAAGAAAUUUUGCUGCUGAAAGUUUUACUUUUUUGAUGAGAAAGGUCUCGGAUAAAAAUGCACUUUUCAAUUUAAUGUUUCUUGAUCUUGAUAAACACCCAGAAAAAGUCGAAGGUGUUGGACAGUUGCUCUUUGAAAUGUGCAAAGGAGUUAGAAAUAUGUUUCAUUCCUGUACAGGCCAGGCAGUGAAGCUAAUUUUGCAAAAGCUAGGACCUGUCACUGAAACCGAAACUCAACUACCGUGGAUUUUAAUUGGAGAAACACUCAAAAACAUGGUCAAAUCCACUGUAUCCUACAUCUCCAAGGAACAUUUUGGUACAUUUUUUGAAUGUUUGCAAGAAUCGCUAUUGGACCUACAUACAAAAGUAACAAAAACUAACUGUUGUGAAAGUUCUGAACAGAUUAAAAGGUUGUUGGAAACAUACCUUAUACUUGUAAAACAUGGAAGUGGAACAAAGAUAACCACACCUGCUGAUGUCUGUAAGGUUUUAUCUCAAACACUGCAAGUAGUCAGCCUCUCCACGUCUUGCUGGGAGACCCUCUUGGAUGUAAUUUCUGCUUUGAUCCUAGGUGAAAAUGUUUCCUUGCCAGAGACCCUCAUCAAAGAAACCAUAGAAAAAAUAUUUGAGAGCAAAUUUGAAAAACACUUAAUUUUCAGUUUUUCUGAAGUCAUGUUUGCUAUGAAGCAGUUUGAGCAGCUUUUUCUACCAAGCUUUCUCUCAUAUAUUGUGAAUUGCUUCUUAAUUGAUGACACUGUUGUCAAAGACGAAGCUCUGGCCAUUCUGGCCAAGCUCAUUCUGAACAAAGCAGCACCUCCCACUGCUGGCUCGAUGGCAAUUGAAAAGUACCCUCUGGUUUUCUCACCGCAGAUGGUGGGAUCCCAUGUAAAGCAGAGGAAGACUCGAUCCAAGGGCGGAAAGAAACAGUUUCCAGUAUUGGACUAUCUUUUAUCUAUAAUUCAGUUACCUCCAAAUAAAGAUACUGCUUACCUCUCACAAUCUUGGGCAGCCCUUGUGGUGUUACCUCAUAUUAGACCUCUUGAGAAAGAGAAGGUGAUACCACUCGUCACCUGCUUCAUAGAGGCACUCUUCGUGAGUGUUGACAAAGGGAACUUUGGGAAAGGAAAUUUUUUUGUUCUUUGUCAAGCUGUAAAUACUCUACUAAGUUUGGAAGAAUCUUCUGAACUUCUUCAUUUGGUUCCUGUGGAACGUGUGAAGAAUUUAGUAUUAACGUUUCCUCUGGAGCCAUCUGUGUUGCUGUUGGCUGAUCUCUAUUAUCAGAGAUUAUCCUUGUGUGGCUGCAAAGGGCCACUUUCCCAGGAGGCUUUAAUGGAAUUAUUUCCCAAGUUACAGGCAAACAUUUCAACUGGUGUAUCCAAGAUUCGGCUUUCGACAAUAAGGAUCCUAAACCAUUUUGAGGUCCAGCUUCCAGAAUCAAUGGAGGAUGAUGGGGUCUCAGAGCAGCAGUCUGUCUUUGCCAUAUUACGCCAGGCAGAGCUUGUUCCAGCAACUGUGAACGAUUAUAGAGAGAAGCUUCUUCAUUUGAGAAAACUAAGACAUGAUGUGGUGCAGACUGCAGUCCCAGAUGGGCUAUUACAGGAGGUGCCACUUCGUUAUUUGUUAGGCAUGCUGUAUGUUAAUUUUAGCGCACUCUGGGAUCCUGUUAUUGAACUCAUAAGUUCUCAUGCACACGAAAUGGAAAAUAAGCAAUUUUGGAAAGUCUACUAUGAGCAUCUAGAAAAAGCAGCUACACAUGCUGAGAAAGAAUUACAGAGUGAUAUGAGAGAUGAGAAAUCCAUUGAAGAUGAAAGUUUGGAGCAGACCCAGGAAGGAGAUGUUGGAGCCCUUUAUCAUGAGCAGAUAGCAUUGAAAACUGACUGUCGGGAAAGACUGGACCACACCAACUUCAGAUUCCUGCUCUGGAAAGCUCUGACAAAAUUCCCAGAGAGAGUAGAGCCACGGUCCAGGGAGCUUUCUCCACUUUUCUUGAGAUUUAUCAACAAUGAGUAUUACCCAGCAGAUCUACAAGUUGCUCCAACCCAGGAUCUGCGGAGAAAAGGCAAAAGGUUGGUGGCAGAGGAAAUCGAAGAGGAACCUGCCUUAGGAGAUGAUGAAGAGUUGGAGGAAGAGGCAGUGCCCCAAAAUGAAUCCUCACAGACGAAAAAGACAAGAAGAGCCGCAGCAAAGCAAUUAAUUGCUCAUUUGCAAGUUUUCUCUAAAUUUUCAAAUCCACGGGCCUUAUAUCUGGAAUCCAAGUUAUAUGAGUUGUAUCUUCAGUUGUUGCUACACCAAGAUCAAAUGGUGCAAAAAAUAACCUUGGAUUGCAUAAUGACAUAUAAACAUCCUCACAUCCUGCCUUACAGGGAAAACUUACAAAGGUUGCUUGAAGACAGAAGCUUUAAGGAAGAGAUAGUGCAUUUUAGCAUUUCAGAAGAUAAUACUGUAGUGAAAACAGUCCACCGAGCAGAUCUGUUUCCUAUUCUGAUGAGAAUCUUGUAUGGGCGAAUGAAGAAUAAGACUGGGAGUAAAACGCAAGGGAAAUCCGCUUCAGGCACCCGCAUGGCCAUUGUUCUGCGGUUCCUGGCCGGGACCCAACCUGAGGAGAUCCAGAUAUUCUUAGACCUGCUGUUUGAACCUGUGAAGCACUUCAAGAAUGGAGAGUGCCAUUCUGCAGUCAUUCAAGCAGUAGAAGACUUGGAUUUGUCUAAAGUUCUUCCUUUAGGCCGUCAACAUGGUAUCUUAAACAGCCUUGAAAUAGUAUUGAAAAACAUUAGUCAUUUGAUCAGCACAUACUUGCCAAAGAUUUUGCAGAUAUUGCUCUGUAUGACAGCAACCGUAUCACACAUUCUUGACCAACGAGAGAAGAUACAGCUGAGAUUUAUUAAUCCAUUGAAAAAUUUAAGACGUCUUGGAAUCAAAAUGGUAACUGAUAUCUUUUUGGAUUGGGAAUCAUAUCAGUUUAGAACAGAAGAAAUUGAUGCUGUGUUUCAUGGUGCAGUUUGGCCCCAGAUCAGCAGGCUUGGAUCUGAGAGUCAGUAUUCUCCCACUCCUCUGCUGAAACUGAUUAGUGUCUGGAGCAGAAACGCAAGAUAUUUCCCUUUGCUGGCUAAACAGAAGCCUGGGCACCCAGAGUGUGAUAUCCUGACGAAUGUUUUUGCAAUUCUCUCAGCAAAGAAUCUUUCUGAUGCCACAGCCAGUAUUGUGAUGGAUAUAGUUGAUGACCUUCUUAACCUUCCAGAUUUCGAGCCCACAGAAACAGUUUUGAACUUGCUGGUAACUGGAUGUGUAUACCCUGGCAUAGCAGAAAACAUAGGUGAGUCUAUCACAAUAGGAGGAAGAUUAAUUCUACCUCAUGUACCUGCAAUUCUUCAGUAUCUCAGCAAAACCACAAUAAGCGCAGAAAAGGUGAAAAAGAAAAAGAAUAGAGCACAAGUCAGUAAAGAGCUUGGCAUUCUUUCAAAGAUCAGCAAGUUUAUGAAAGACAAGGAACAAAGUUCUGUACUCGUUACACUUCUCCUUCCGUUCCUCCACCGUGGCAAUAUUGCUGAGGAUACAGAGGUUGAUAUUCUGGUGACAGUACAAAACUUGUUAAAGCAUUGUGUGGACCCUACCAGCUUCCUCAAGCCUAUAGCAAAACUCUUCUCAGUUAUUAAGAACAAAUUGUCAAGAAAAUUGCUUUGUACUGUUUUCGAGACUCUUUCUGAUUUUGAGAAUGGGUUAAAAUAUAUUACUGAUGUUGUCAAGCUUAACGCCUUUGAUCAAAGACAUCUUGAUGAUAUCAACUUUGAUGUUCGCUUUGAGACUUUCCAGACCAUUGCCUCUUAUAUUAAAGAAAUGCAAACCGUGGAUAUUAACUACCUAAUUCCAGUUAUGCAUAAUUGUUUCUAUAAUCUAGAGUUAGGAGAUAUGUCUUUAAGUGAUAACGCCAGCAUGUGCCUGAUGAGUAUCAUCAAAAAGCUAGCUGCCUUGAACGUCACAGAGAAAGACUACAGAGAAAUCAUCCACCGUUCACUCCUGGAGAGACUGAGGAAAGGUUUGAAGAGCCAGACAGAGAGUAUUCAACAGGAUUAUACCACAAUACUUUCCUGUUUAAUUCAAACCUUUCCAAACCAACUGGAAUUCAAAGACUUGGUACAGCUUACUCAUUACCACGACCCAGAAAUGGACUUCUUUGAGAACAUGAAGCACAUUCAGAUUCACAGAAGAGCAAGAGCCUUGAAGAAACUGGCAAAACAACUAAUGGAAGGCAAAGUUGUUCUGUCUUCUAAAUCUCUUCAGAAUUACAUCAUGCCUUAUGCCAUGACUCCAAUUUUUGAUGAGAAAAUGCUCAAGCAUGAAAAUAUAACCAUUGCUGCCACAGAGGUUAUUGGAGCCAUUUGCAAACAUCUCUCUUGGUCGGCAUAUGUAUAUUACUUGAAACAUUUUAUUCAUGUCUUACAAACAGGACAGAUCAAUCAAAAGCUGGGUGUCAGUUUGCUAGUAAUAGUGUUAGAAGCAUUUCACUUUGACCACAAAACUCUUGAAGAACAAAUGGGAAAAAUUGAGAAUGAAGAAAAUGCAGUUGAAGCAAUUGAGUUACCAGAGCCUGAGGCCAUGGAAUUAGAGCAUGUGAAUGAGGAAGAGAAGGAAAAUACAUGCAAGAGUUUGUCAGACAGCGAACAACCGGGAACCCCUGAUCCGGCGGAGUCUGGAGGGACAUCAGCCAAAGAAUCCGGGUGUAUCACAAAGCCUGUCUCUUUCCUUCCUCAAAGCAAGGAAGAAUUAGAGAGAACAAUGAAAAAUAUCCAAGGAGCCAUAACUGGGGAUAUUCUACCCAGGCUACAUAAAUGCCUUGCAUCUACGACUAAAAGGGAAGAAGAACACAAGCUCAUCAAGUCAAAGGUUGUGAAUGAUGAGGAAGUGGUUCGAGUUCCAUUAGCUUUUGCCAUGGUUAAACUAAUGCAGUCCCUUCCACAAGAAGUUAUGGAAGCUAAUCUGCCAAGUAUUUUGCUGAAAGUAUGUGCCCUACUCAAGAACAGAGCACAAGAAAUCAGAGACAUUGCACGGAGCACUCUUGCGAAAAUAAUAGAGGAUCUUGGUGUGCACUUCCUCCAAUAUGUUUUAAAAGAAUUACAGACUACCCUUGUCCGUGGAUACCAGGUCCAUGUGCUGACUUUCACUGUUCACAUGUUGCUGCAAGGCCUCACCAACAAGCUGCAAGUCGGGGAUUUGGACUCUUGUUUAGAUAUAAUGAUUGAGAUUUUUAACCAUGAGUUGUUUGGUGCUGUUGCUGAAGAGAAGGAAGUAAAGCAGAUCCUCUCCAAAGUCAUGGAAGCACGAAGAAGCAAAAGUUACGAUUCUUAUGAAAUCCUGGGCAAGUUUGUAGGAAAAGAUCAGGUUACAAAACUUAUCCUUCCAUUAAAAGAGAUCUUACAAAAUACCACUAGUCUGAAACUGGCCCGGAAAGUUCAUGAAACCUUACGCCGAAUCACAGUGGGAUUAAUUGUAAAUCAGGAAAUGACAGCUGAAUCCAUUCUAUUACUCAGUUACGGUUUAAUCAGUGAAAAUCUUCCUCUGUUAACAGAAAAAGAAAAAGAAUGCUUUUUGGUUCCCUCAGGUCAUGUGCACUCUCACCUGAGACAUCCACACAACUGGGUAUGGCUCACAGCAGCCCAGAUUUUUGGAUUACUCUUUGCCUCUUGCCAGCCAGAGGAACUUAUUCAAAAAUGGAAUACCAAAAAGACUAAAAAGAAACUCCCAGAACCUGUAGCAAUCAGGUUCCUAACCAGUGACCUUGACCAAAAGAUGAAAAGUAUCUCUCUCGCCUCUUGCCAUCAAUUGCAUUCCAAAUUCUUGGAUCAGUCUCUAGGAGAACAGGUUGUUAAGAAUUUGCUGUUCGUAGCCAAAGUAUUGUAUUUACUGGAACCUUAUUGUGAGAAUAAGCAAAGUAAGAUAAAAGGAGACCUGGAAGGACAAGAAGCUUUGGGAGAUGGCAUGGCCUGUGCAGAUGAGAAAGCUGAGUCUGACGGAGAAGAGAAGGAAGAGGUGAAGGAAGAGCCCAGCAGGCCGGCCACACUGCUGUGGUUGAUCCAGAAGCUGUCCCGGAUCGCAAAACUGGAAGCUGCUUAUUCGCCUAGAAACCUCUUAAAGAGAACAUGCAUCUUUAAGUUCCUUGGUGCUAUAGCAAUGGAUCUGGGGAUAGACAAGGUAAAGCCGUAUCUCCCAGUGAUCAUAGCUCCUUUGUUUCGAGAACUGAACAGCACCUAUUCAGAGCAAGAUCCUUUGCUGAAGAAUCUAUCCCAGGAAAUCAUAGAAUUACUCAAAAAGCUGGUUGGGCUUGAGAGCUUCUCAUUAGCCUUUGCCUCUGUACAGAAACAGGCUCAUGAGAAAAGGGCACUCCGGAAAAAGAGGAAGGCUCUGGAGUUUGUAACUAAUCCUGAUAUUGCUGCCAAGAAAAAAAUGAAGAAACACAAAAAUAAAAGUGAAGCAAAGAAGAGAAAGAUAGAGUUCCUGCGUCCAGGCUAUAAGGCCAAGAGACAAAAGAACCAUAGCCUGAAAGAUUUAGCAAUGGUGGAGUAAUGCCUCUCUGUGCUGAUACAAGCAUAAACUUUCUGGAAUAUUCUACUAGUCUGAAAUUACAGCAGAUUGUUUUGGGGUGGGGAGGUGUUUUUUUUUUUUUUUCCAAGACAAGGUCUCACUCUGUCACCCAGGGUGGAGUGCAGUGGCACAAUCACAGCUCACUGCAGCCUUGACCUGGGUUCAAGUGACCCUCUCACCUCAGCUCCCAAGUAGCUGUGCCUCCCAGGCACACACCAUCAUGCCCAGCAAAUGUUUUGUAGAAACAGGGUUUCAUCGUGUUGGCGAGGCUGGUCUCGAACACCUGGGCUCAAGUGAUCCACCCACCUCGGCUUCCCAAAGUGCUGGGAUUACAGGUGUGAACCAGUGUACCCAACCAGGUUUUAUUAUUUAAGUUAAACUUUGGAUAGAUUAUAUAAUAUAUAGUUUAAUAAAAUCAUGCUCAUAUUUUUUAAAUAAAUAAAACACUUUAUACUACUACUGGGUCUUCACUAAAAAGUAUGUGACACUAGUGAAAGUUUAAAACAUAGUUUGUAAAUAAAAGGAUACAUUUUUAAAUAACAAGAAAAAAUGUAGAAGUUAGCGAUAAAUCAGACAAAAGAUUUGCAAGUACCGCUAUAUAGUACAUUAUAAAAUUUUAGGAAAAGGCUGUAAGAUCUGCACAAAUAGAGAACUAUAACCAUGUUCAUGGAUAGGAAUAUUCAGGACCAUAAAAUGCUCCUUUUUCUUUCCCAAGUUGAUCCCUUUGGUUAAAUGUGUAUCGGAGCAAAAUCCCAAGAGUUCUUCAUGUUAACCCGCGAAGCUGAUUCUAAAAUUUAUAUGGAAGAUACUAAGCUGAAAAUAACCAUGACAGGUUCUACUUACAAAAGUAGAACAGGAUGAGGGGCUUGCCCUAUUAGAUAUCAAAAGUAAGACACACGAACUACAGAGAGAACGUGUUAAUAAUAAAUCCUAUUUUAUUAAGAACUUCUACUUAAGACACAAAUUGGGACACAGCAUAUAACAUGUACUGUUAAACAAUUAGUAAUACCAGGACAUAAAAUGAAUACUGAUGAAUCAACACAGAUGAUCUAGUGGAAAACGUGGCAAAAGACAGAAAUAAGCAUUGCACGAAAGGAGAAACAUAAAUGGUCCUUAAACAUUAACAGUUAGUGACAUGGCUGUGCCAUUUAAAAAAAAGUACUAUGUAUCGCUUGGUAAGUAGUCACUACACUACACUGAGACCCCCAAGUGCCACCCUGGCUACAUGAAGUCCUUAGAUUCCAUAUCUUCUCAUACCAGGAGUUAAAGAAUACCUGGACUAGCAGGGGUCCUGUACUAGCUAUGCCUAGUGGUUAAAUUGUUUGAGUCACUCCUGUAUUCAACCUCAUUAGUAAUUAGGAAAAUGCCAGUUAUCGCCAGAAUUAGAUUCCAUUUUGAAACCAUCAGAUUGGUAAGGCUGACAAUACCAAGUGCCGGUAAGCAUGGUAGAGCAAUAGGAAAUCUUAUAAACCACUUUGGAAAGCAAUUUGGCAUAAUCUUGUAAACUUGAAGAUGGGUAUACUCCCUGAUCCCAAGUUCCACUCUUAGAGAAACCAAGAACUAUGGAUCUGAAGAAUGUUUGUGAACCAUUGAUAAAAGUCAAGAACUAGAAGCAAUUCAAAUGUCUUUCCACAAGAGAGUAAAUAAAUAAAAUGGUAUAUUCAGAUACCAAAAUACAGUAGCGGAAAUCAGCUAAUUAUAUAUAUAGAUAUAUAGAUGAAUUCUAGAAACAGUGUUAAGUGGGAGAAAAAGUCAUAGAAAAAUAAGAGUUGAAUGCCACUGUAAUAGGGGCUCUGAGUGUGUGUACAUAUGUGGUAAAUCUGUAGAGAAAAACGAUUUCAAAGUUUUCAGGAUGGACGGUACUUCUGAGAAGGAAUAGGAUCAAGGAAGAAGCACAUGGUGGGGUUGGGGGGCUUGAACUGUCCUCAUAAUGCUCUAUGUCUUAGAUUUGGUGUCAGAUUUCCAAGUUUAUUAUGUUUCAUUACUUUCUGUAUGAAAUAUUUCCUGAUAAAAACAUUUUCUAAUGUAUGGCCAAAACCACAUUAAUACAAAGUUACUAGU
This is a messenger RNA of Sapajus apella (tufted capuchin), 9368 nucleotides long. It is a transcript of the gene UTP20, whose product is annotated as UTP20 small subunit processome component. Gene Ontology annotation, cellular component: small-subunit processome; 90S preribosome; nucleolus. The record is from RefSeq and is a predicted model, not a curated record. The transcript has 52 exons. Bases 180 to 7289 code for a protein of 2369 amino acids. Lineage: Eukaryota; Metazoa; Chordata; Mammalia; Primates; Cebidae.